AUGAAAGAGAUGGAGAUGAAAUAUAUAGAUAUUAUGAUACCCCAAGUUAAUGAUGUGACUUAGAUAAGGAAAAUAAAAUUAAAUGCUGACUCAAUGAGAGAUAUUUAGAGUAAAUUUUGUUAUCAAUCUCUGAAAGAUAACAGAGCAGAAUUAAAUGAAAGUUUCUAAUCUAGCAAAGAUAAAUUCAAACUUCUCAGAAAUAGUGAAUUAUUGAGUAUAAAGUAGAUUAUGAAUACAGAAAGAUUGAGAGGCACCAAAACAAUAUAGUGGGAUUAAAAAAUCAUAAACAAUCAUCUACGGUAUCCAAACAAUAUUUUACAUAAAAAAUAGGAACUACCGAAAUUAAUACUGCCAAUCAAACUUUAAAAAAAGAGGAAAAUUGUCCAUAAUCCACUAACCAAUGAGCAGAUUUCACCCAAGAAAAAAAUGAGAAAAUCCUAGUCUCAAGUAGAUAUGAAAAACUGGCCUGAGAUUUAAACAUCUAGAGUAAGGUUCUAUAAUCCUAUUUAUGGUUAUGAUCCAAAAGACAUCAUUGAGAGGACUAAAUAACUUUGCAAAUUAGAUCAAACUGAAUAUGAUAAAUUGGAGGAAAAUGCUCGCAUUGGGGAAAACUUACCUAAAAAAACACACUACCUGAGUGCCUAAAAAGCAACUAGUGCAGCUUAAAAUCAGGUAAAGUUGUAUAUGACUUAAAAAAGAAAAGAAGCAGAUUACUUUUUCAAACCCAAUCUUUAUUAAGAAUGGCAAGGAAAAUAGAAAGAAAAAAGAUUAUCAAUGAUAUCACAGAUUAAUAAUGGAAGACUAACUCCUGAACAUCUAUUAUGA
Messenger RNA from Stylonychia lemnae, 825 nucleotides. Lineage: Eukaryota; Ciliophora; Spirotrichea; Sporadotrichida; Oxytrichidae. The record is from the annotation of a GenBank genome assembly.